Nymphalis io (European peacock) is the source of this 1602-nucleotide messenger RNA. RefSeq names its product myrosinase 1-like. Gene Ontology annotation, biological process: carbohydrate metabolic process. NCBI's taxonomy places the organism in Eukaryota, Metazoa, Arthropoda, Insecta, Lepidoptera, Nymphalidae. The coding region runs from base 107 to 1597 and encodes 496 amino acids. The record is from RefSeq and is a predicted model, not a curated record. Gene Ontology annotation, molecular function: beta-glucosidase activity. The transcript is spliced from 11 exons.
UUACCCAUAAAGAUUUAAAGUACUUUCUGAUAUAAAUAACUCGCUAUAGAUAAUGAAAACGGCGAUAUAAAAGUUCUGAGUCUGAGCGAAAUUGUCAGUAUUCAAUAUGUGUUGGUUAAAGACAGUUGUCAUAAGUUUUAUGGUGAGUGCUGUGGUGGGUAGUCGAGAUUUCCCCCCUGAUUUCAAAUUCGGUGCAGCAACUGCUGCUUACCAGGUGGAGGGUGCCUGGAAUAUUAGUGAUAAAUCAGCUAGCAUUUGGGACAGCUACGUGCGGAGGCACCCUGAGAGAAUUCAUGAUGGGUCUACGGGAGAUAUUGCCUGUGACAGUUAUAACCAGUGGAAGAAAGACGUUGAAAUCGCAAGCAACCUUGGCUUGGAUUUCUAUAGGUUCUCAAUUGCAUGGACAAGGUUAAUGCCAUCCGGUUUCCCGCAUACUAUCAGUGAAGACGGAAAGAAAUACUAUAAUGAACUGAUUGAUGCUCUGCUUGAAAAGGGCAUCGAACCCGUUGUCACGCUUUACCAUUGGGACUUGCCGCAAUCCUUGCAGGACUUAGGUGGCUGGGCGAAUCCUUUAGUAUCUGAUUGGUUUGCGGAUUAUGCACGCGUCGUGUUCUCGCUCUACGGUGAUCGUGUCAAAACCUGGAUAACACUAAAUGAACCUAUAAUCUUCUGUGAAAUAGUCUACAAUACCGCCAUGCACGCUCCUGGAAUUCUCAGUGCUGGAGUCGGUAACUACAUCUGUAACAAGCACGCUAUGCUCGCCCACGCCAAAGCUUGGAGAAUAUAUGAUGAAGAAUUCAGACCAAAAUAUAAUGGCAAAGUGUCACUUUCGAAUCAAAUAUUAUGGCUUGAACCAGAAAACGAAAAUGAUGUCGAAAUAACUGAAUUGACAAGACAAUUUAUGGUUGGUAUGUUUGCCCAUCCAAUAUACUCCAAAGAGGGAGGCUGGCCGCCGGUCAUUGAAAAAAUAAUUGCAGAGAAAAGCAAGAAAGAAGGCUUACCAAAAUCAAGAUUACCAACUUUUACUCAAGAAGAAAUAGAUUUCAUAAAAGGAACUUACGACUUCUUCGGAUUCAACUAUUACACUUCACGGGUCGUGAAACCAGCGAAGGAAAGAGAACCCAUAGGUCCAUGGCCUUUUGCCGGUGCACCUGAUCUUGACAUUAUCCUAUCUGUUAGACCUGAAUGGAAACCCGCAGCAACUAGCUGGUUCUAUAUAUAUCCUGAAGGACUUCGUCGUCAACUAGCCUGGCUUAAGGAACAGUACGGAGACAUUGAGAUACUCAUCACUGAGAAUGGAUACGCAAGUUACGACGGCGGUUUAGAUGAUCAUGACCGAGUACAAUAUUAUAAGGAGCAUUUGGAACAGGUUCUUCUAGCGAUCGAAGACGGAGUCAAGGUAACAGGAUACACAGCCUGGACGCUGAUAGACAACUUUGAAUGGUCUGAUGGUUACCGAUCCAAGUUCGGUUUAUAUCAAAUCGACUUUGAGGACCCUCUGCGCAAGCGCACGCCUCGAGCCUCCGCACACUAUUACGCAAGUGUUAUUAAAAACCACUCAUUAGAUGUAGACACUAAAAUAACAGAUGAACUUUAGUUUUU